Rodentolepis nana is the source of this 435-nucleotide messenger RNA. The record is from the annotation of a GenBank genome assembly. Lineage: Eukaryota; Metazoa; Platyhelminthes; Cestoda; Cyclophyllidea; Hymenolepididae.
AUGGGCUCUGCUUCCACAUCAGGAGAACGCGAUUCUUCAGGUUGGAAGCCUCUAGUUUCCUCUAAUGCUGUCUUCUCUCGCCUUCUUGAUGCCAGCGAUCUUGCAAAACCAACUCAACAAAAGUCAACCAGGUCCAAACGAGUUGUCGCCGUCAAGAGAACAUCCAAAAAGCCAAUCCCCACCAAGAGACCACGCAAAAGACGAGGACAUCCUUCUGGGGAAUCUGAAACCAGCGUGGAUGAGUCAGAGGAUGAUGAUUUCAUAGAAGUUGAAACCAAGAAAUCUUUAGCCCCUAAACGACCUUCUACAGGGCUAGAACCUAAGGAUUCCAAAGAAGUACCGUCUGCAAAAACUUCUCUCCUCAGAAGUCAACGACCUUCAGAACAAUCGGAAAGUGAUUCAGAGGAAUCUGAGCAUAACGACUUCUUACAGUGA